GAUGUUUAUUUAUGAACUGUUUGCUUGGAUUUCUUGCUCAACGAUUGUUGCAGGACAGUUCGUGUUUCAACCAGGAAAUGUAAUCUUAAGAAAUCUGGUAAUUGAUAACAACACUGGGGAUGUUUUUGUUGGUGGAGUGAACUAUAUUUAUAAACUGAACAAAAAUUUGACACAACUUAAGAAUGUGUCUACACCAUGCCUUGUAGAAAAAUGCAAGCCAGGUGAAACUGUGAAUCCUAAUGCGAAUCAACUUUUGAUGAUUGAGAAUUUAACAGGUACUCCGAGAUUGUUUGCAUGUGGAACAUACAUUUUUGGUACAUGUGUAACAUAUGAUAUGAACUCAUUUUCAUAUACUGUGCUUGACAAUACUAUUGGCGCUGUUUCAAAUAUUCAAAAUUAUAGCAGUAUCGCGCUAGAAGAUCAAUCUAAUAAUGGAAUCCUUAUUGCUAGCACAAGAAUUGGUGACUCUGAACAGCUACCCACAGAUUAUACUUUCACCGCUUAUUCUGAUCAGUUUGUGUGCAGUGGCACA
This is a messenger RNA of Paramuricea clavata, 532 nucleotides long. Lineage: Eukaryota; Metazoa; Cnidaria; Anthozoa; Malacalcyonacea; Plexauridae. The record is from the annotation of a GenBank genome assembly.